GCAUCGAUGCCUCCUUUUAUAAUAUAUAUAUAUAUAUAAGCCCUUUUAUACCCAUUCGUGUAGGGGUGACUUACAAUUUGUAAUAAUACCGUUUUUAUCAAUGGCUCGCCUUAUCGUUCACAAUGACCCUGCAAUUUUGAACUCUUCCUCUUCUUCUUCCACGUCGUCGUCGUCGACGUCGUCGUCGUCGUCGUCGUCGGUUGAGAGCGAUCAGGCAGGGGCGGCGAUUGCGGUUGACUCGAACCGGAAACGGGCGAAGAGGCCCAGGGAAAGUAGCAAUGGGAACAGCAAGCACCCGGUUUUCCGUGGGGUCCGAAUGAGGGCAUGGGGAAAAUGGGUUUCCGAAAUUCGCGAGCCCCGAAAGAAGAGCAGGAUCUGGCUCGGCACUUUCUCCACCCCUGAAAUGGCCGCACGUGCCCACGACGUCGCCGCUUUAACUAUCAAAGGCAACUCCGCCAUUCUCAAUUUCCCCCAACUUGCCCAUCAAUUCCCUCGCCCCGCUUCCAACUCCCCCCGCGACGUCCAGGCCGCCGCCGCCAAAGCUGCCUCCAUGGAACUCCCCACCCCUCCCCUGCCUACGCCCUCGUCCUCCUCCUCCUCUUCCUCUUCCUCUUCCGGUUUAUGUCCGUCGACGCCGGAGGAAUUGAGCGAAAUCGUGGAGCUUCCAAGCCUGGGGACGAGUUACGAAACAACCGAAUUGGGGAAAGAGUUCGUAUUCGCUGACUCAUUGGAAGGUUGGCUUUAUUCAUACCCAUGGUAUAACAGAGUGAGCAAUGUAGAAGAAGAAGAAGAAGAAGAAGAUUACAGGUUGUUCGGAGACCAGAUUUCAAUGGCGGAUUAUACACACACUUGGAUUCCCACUACCACACCCUUCGAAACAUUCUUGUGGCCACAUUAAACUAAAUCACCCCCACCUCC
This is a messenger RNA of Cucurbita pepo subsp. pepo (vegetable marrow), 918 nucleotides long. NCBI's taxonomy places the organism in Eukaryota, Viridiplantae, Streptophyta, Magnoliopsida, Cucurbitales, Cucurbitaceae. The record is from RefSeq and is a predicted model, not a curated record.